AUGCCGAUCAGGUUGAAUUUUAAACGUACACACAGAUACAAUGUAUCGGCAAAAGACUUACAUGUCAUAAAAAUUUACACCCUUGAUGGAACAUGUGUUGAAUACACCGUCACUUCUACGACAACUGGUAAAGAUGCUUUGGAAUAUGUAUCGCAGCGCCUGGAUAUUGACAACAUUUGUGUUUUUGGAUUGAGAUAUGAAGGUUGGUCUGGGGACUCAAGAUGGCUGUUUCUUAACAAAUCAGUGAAAAAGCAGUUGGACAGAUAUGCCCGACAACAUGUGCUUACACUUACAGUCAUGCUUUUUAUUAACAAUCCCCAAUUCAUCUCAGACACACAGCUGAGACGAUUCUUCUAUUUGCAACUACGUGAGGAUGUAGCGACUGGUUUGUUACCAGUCACAUUAAAAUUGGGGAUAAAACUGAGUGCGUAUAGUUUGCAGGCGGACUUUGGUGACUUUAUAAAUGUGGACACAACCUUGGCUAACUGGAGAGCUCGUUCGUCCACAUGCGGGGGGAAACUGUGUGGGGCCUUCGAUUUAUCUACAACUGAGUAUGUGGACGAUAUCUUAUGGGGCUACCUACAUCUGCAAGGUGUUUCACAAGACAACGCAAUAUGGUACUUUCUUGAUGAGAUUCGACACAUUCCGAGGUAUGGCGUUCGUACAUUCCGUGGCAUGACUUGCCAGAAUGAACCGGCAGAACUCGGAGUUUCACGGAAUGGUAUCAUCAUCACCAUGCUAGAGCCAGAAAAGGGAACGACCACGAAUCUAAAGUGGGAACACAUCAAGGACCUCACUUACUCACGCAAGACCUUCACAAUUCAAACCUUGAAGAAAAGCAAAGCAGUGCAUUUUGUAUUUGAUAACAGUGAAAACGCUCGCUACUUAUGGCAAUUUUGCAUACAAAUGCACAGCAGCUACAUUGAAUAUUGGACACAUAUGAAGUCAUCUCCACAGCAGCCAGCAAUUCACAUUUCUGAGCCCCCGGACAUACUCAGAGGAACGGAAUCACGUUACACAAAUCCAGACUCACCAAUGCAUCACGAUAUUUUCCCUGAUGGAUCCAACUUCUCUUUGGUUCCUUCCGUUACGGGUCCCGGCCGAUCACCUGAAGCCAGAAACGAACAAAGUGGCGGCAGUAGCGGAAGUGCGUCUAAACCGGCAAUGCAGUCUUCUGCACAACUUUCAGUGAACAAUUCAACGCACAACGAAGAAUACCGCUUAACCAGCGAGCAAAUGGAAAAAGGAACAACGGCUCAAGUUCUGUUUGCACGCGAUCCGGACCUGCUGCUGGCUACCUCCGAAACGAAGGAUAAAAACGACAUCACACCUCUUGAAGGUCGCACUCAGAGUCCUUCUCAUCUGGCACUAUUAGCUGCCAUCCACGAGGCCACUGCUGAGAGUGAAAGUGGUACACUUGUAGGUCAGUGGAGCCUACGCAGUGCCGCGGAUACGCUUGAUUCCCAAAUGAUUAACCAAGGCUGUGUUACAUGUCUUUCUGGUCGAGACUGGCUGCGUCCUACGGGCUGGUUCCAACCUAGGGCAGGAGUGACAAAUCACUCUAUGAGCAGUAAGGCAAUAAAAGCCUCCAUUAAUACUGAGUUGCAGACAAAAGACGGAGACAAGAGACGUUUGAUGGAUAAACGAACUCGAAUUCAUCGAGGUCAUCAACGAAGACAUCAUCAAGGGGUACUUGAGCAGCAGCACAAAGAUGAAUGCGGAACUGAUGCAAACCGGCGUGAUGAACGAAACCAAGCUACUGGAAGAGUGGGCCCUCCCGAAGCUGGGACAUCUAACUUCGGCAUACAUCUGGGGACAAGCGGAAGAAUCUUAAUUGACAAUGUCCCACUUUCUCCAUCCUCGCUGCUUUCUUCAGACAGUUCUUCCGAGCAUGGAAUAGUUUCUUCACACGCGUCCUUUUCUUCGUCAUCAUCCAGCUGUUCGGAGUCAAGGAAAAAACCGACAAUGGGACAUUGUGACUCGGAAGAUGAGUCAUGUAGUUCUGACUCCAGUUCUACCAGCUCUAUUCGAUCAAAUUUGGAUGCGAGAUGUGAAAAUGAGCGAAACAAAAAGUCUCCAUUUGGUUUGACUGCUGCUGCUGCACUCUGCUCGACCACCCAUGGCGGGUCCGCUAGAUCUGGCGUCAAGUUGGAAGAGCCAAGGACAACUGGCUUGGGUCAACAGGGACGCAGACUAUGGCCACCUGAUACAGGAGGUCUUCGUCCGCUGCUAGCCGGAUUCGGCCAGCAUCACUAUCGACCACAAUUGGAGCUGAAACGGCAACAGGCGUGUACAAACAACGUCCGCUCGGAACAGCAACCAUUGGAUAAAACGAAUAGUCGCGAUGCGUCGUCAAUAAACACACCGACACGGCUGCCUUUGACAAAAUCUCCGUCCCGAGCCCGUAAACCGCAAGUUGGAAGAAGUUUUCAGGAUUUUCAACGCUGGCUGCUGGAAGCAAAGCAGAAGCUUCCAAAUGUUUGGAGUAAUACCGUAGCUAGUCGUGGAAUGACACUUCACAUUUCAGCACCAAUCACUGACCAAAAUGAAGCACACGCAGUGGAGACAAUGAAGCACAUGUCCGAGUCUAGAACACUGGAGAGACCGGUACCACUUACGGACAGUGGGGUACUCGGACAACAUGCCAUCAGUCCGGUGUAUGGUCAACGCGCUCGCCUGGCUAGAUCGUCGAGUGAAACAUGUGCGCACCAGUUGACGGAGACUAACCCCAGUUCUCAUCCAGAGACUGCUAUUUGCCUGCAAAAUGUCAACCAUGUUUCCAUGGGCUAUCCACUGGAAAGACAUGGAAACAAUACCGGCAGUUUAUCACGCAGUACUGCGUUUGGAAUCACUCCUGCAAUUCGCUUGUACCCCGCCAGCCCAAACCAGAGUCCUUAUGUGCAACAAUCACCUUCUUCCCUUACCAGUGAACCACCUUCUCAGGACGGUACGAUGUGGGGUUGUGGGGUACCUACAGAAAUAGCCAAGAGUGCAAUUUCCCCACGAUCGCACACGACUGAAGAAGGCGGAGUAGAAAAUUCCACUUCCAUAAGGAUCAUAUCGCAAGAAGAAGUUGGAUCACAAAACGGCCUAGAGACAAUGGUGGAGCCAGCUCAGGCGCCAUUUCAAAGGCAAAGAGUACAGCGCGCACCACCUUCCUGGCGGCUUGUACCGUCGUCCGCAGCCGUGAACGCGAAAAUAAUACCAGAUAUCACAGGUGCAGAGAAAGAAGUAGGAAAAUCUGGUGAAUCCGGCACGCGCAGUGCAUUCGUGCAAAGUGGAACCAGGUUUACUAUUCAACAGAGGAACUAUUCUUCGCCCCCGGGUCAGCAGUAUGAUGGGGAUGGCAACGAGGCGCAAGUAUUGCCCAGGCUCCCACAACCAGACAGCCAAAAGCCAGACUUCACUACUGUUGGGCCUAGUUCAGCAGCACCAACCUGCACAUCCAAACUGCCCCAAUCUGGCACUGGUGUCAGCGCUCUCAAGUUAGACCAGCUUGCGGCAAACUUGAUACCAUGUAGUUCUACGCAGUUUAAUGGAGGAUUGGUCGCGUACAAUCGUCCCAAGAUUGCGGGGAAAUCGUCUACAAUAAAUUUGUCGCAUUUUCUCACUAACCAAAGCCCCCUUCAAAACCUAGAACAACCUGCUUUACCCAGUACAAUAGGUGAUACGGUUACAGAAGGCGGGCCACAGUUUGAGAUUCCUGGGACAAGUGACGAUUUAGCACCACAACUGAACCCUACGCUAACCAACUCCAGCUCCUCGGAACAGAGCAGCUCAUUAAGGCAGUCCUCAAAUGGUCCACUCCAUCUCCUCACAAACUCUGACAUACAUCAGCUACUCAGUCUGACAAAUAUUAAGGAAACUGAGCUUGCUCAUAGACUACUGGUUGAGUACAGGCUGGCCUUACUGCAGCAACAAAGCUUACACACAAACAGUGUCAGCACACCAAACCUGACAGCUAGUCAAGAAUUGCAGAUGAAUUCUUCCACAACUGCGGCAGAAGAAACCGAAGAAGCCAAUUUCCUCAUCAAUGGGAUGUGUACUGAAAGGGAGAAAAAGAUAUUCAAGUGCUCAAGCACACAACCUACAGACAAUCAUAAGGAUACGUCGAACGACAAUCAUGUUUCACCGAAAAAUUCACCUGUGAACAAUCCUCAUCGACGACGCCGUCACGGUCAACCAAGUCACUCGUCAAAGAAAAAGUCCUCGGCUCGAUUGGGAUCGGUUAAACGUAUGCAUUCUGAGAGGGGUUCAAUCGAGGAAUCAGGACCACUUUCUAUAGAUUCCCCAGAUUAUGUGAAUGCGGCAGCGUUCCGUACCAAUUCAAUGGGCUACGAGGAUAGACCACUGAGUUUAGCAAGCUCCACGGAUAUGGAGUCAAAUGGGACAUUUCGGGUCUUGUCCAGCACUGAGACGCGUGGAAGCAGCGGAGCUGGUUGGUCAACAGGAAACUUAACGGGGCCUGGAGCUAGUUUUGGCAGUACAGAUGUUACGUGCAAUUCAAUGGAUCUUACACAAUCUCUCGGACUUUCGCAUAAUGGUACCACAGAAGUCACAUUGGCUAAUCGAUCGUGGGACCAUCUCCCGCAAUCCAAAAGAUUGGGGCUGAUUCAUGCAGGCAACGGAAGACGGCGCGGAGUUGUUCCAAUGCCCGAACUCAACGAAUCUACCACUCGGUCCAGCAGUAUCGCUGGUAUCAAUUUACAGCCAGAUGUAUGCGCAAUCCACAACCAGGAAGACGCCGCGCAACUGCAUCUAGAGCAUGUGGUUCUCAGUGAGAAAACAGUGGAGAAUCCUGAUUGUCAUAAAUCAAACAAGCGUACAGCACAUGAGGCUUAUGAGAAUAUCAGCUAUUUUCCAGAAAGAUCAAACCAAGAGGUUUCCAAGGCGCAUGGGAAGCUGGUACAAAAGACAUGUUCGCCUACAGACCAGGCUAAUCAAAUGACGUAUUCUAAUUCGGCAUAUGACGAAGAAGUCACAUUCACACCCAACCUGGAUUCUGUCUCCGUUUGUACUCUGACCCACCAAACGACCUCUCUUCCUGAAUCAACUUUGUCCGACUCACACACAUCACUUGCGUCCGCAUCGACUUUGUCGUCUUCCACUUCUGGAGCUACAUCUUCCCUAUCCAACUCCGAGAUCUCUUCUGAUAUGGCCACUUCUCUGGGCGGAAUGCAUCGUGAAAUGCAUUCGGACAGCGAUGCCUCGGCGUCUACAGGGCUCCGAUCGCCUGCACUUCAUCCUUUUGAAAAAUGCCAUUUACCAACUACCUGUGAUGAAAUCGAUAAGAUGAAACGAAAUGCGCGUCAUCAUGACUGCUGUUUAGCCACCUCUCCCACGGUUGACUCGAUGAAAAAGCUAACAUCAGAGAAUACCUGCAGAAAUGCUAAUAAGCUUAAGGACAAUUCGUCUUCAAGAGGCAAAUAUAGGCAUUGUAGCUAUGAAUGUUGCGCCCAUGGAAAGAGGAUGACCACUGUAGCGAAAUCUGGUUCCCUUCGUUGCAGUAGUGGGAAGCAAAAUGCAUCUCAGCAUUCAACAGCGGGCAGGAGCGAAAUAGGACGUUCCAACUUGAAAGGUUCAUCAUUUGACCCCUAUGUAAAAACUGCAGGUGCGGACACUAGCGAAGGUCAACGUUCAAAACCCAGUCGACAUAUCAGAACGAGUGAAUCCUUUAAGCUUUAUCAAGCAACGAGGCCACGUCGCUGUCACGAUUCCGAAGUUUUGGCACAUAGAGCCAAGACAUGUUUGAGAAAUUCUCCAAUGUUUUCUAAACAAGAAAAAUGUGUCUUUUAUUCCGAUGAGGAGGAUCCGCAAGAGAUUUGCUGUUAUUCGGAUUUAAAUUUGCAUAACAAUGAUGGCAGUACCUCGGCAACACUGUCACCGGUGGAAAGCCCUUGUCUUUCCUCUGCUUCCUCAUAUUCUUACUCUCUCUCAUCGCUAGAUAUAAAAACAGAAGAACCGCCUCUAUGGUAUUCACGAUAUCGACGACACCGCCGCUCAAACAACCAACCACAUCAAUGUAAACUGCACCGCCACCAUCACCACUUUAUGAUCGAACGUGUCAAUACGGGAGGACCUUGUCGUAAAGAGCGCAUCAAGCGUGGCGGUAGCCUGGAUCCAUCCCUCUCUUCACCUAUGAAGCCGCAUUUUAACGUACUCCGCAAAAAACGAUCCAGCCAGCCUGCAACGAACUAUAGGAUAUUGUGCCACAAAGGAGGGCUUGAAGUUUCUAGUCGUACGUCACCAUCAGUUACGCUAGCGCACAGACAUGCGUGCUGUUUAGACAACUCCGAUUCAUCAAGUAAUCGACACUGCCCUUGUGUGUUGUCCGAAAAUAGUGAAGAGGUAUUUGGUAACACGGGACGAGAUCGUCCCCUCACAACGACAUUAAAGAAAGGUGUUAACAGUCGACCACAACAAUAUUUUGUCACCCCUGUGUUCACCCCAAGUGUCUACCGGAAGUCGGCACAUCGGCAUCAUAAUCGAAAGAAGCAAGUGGAUGAUCCAUCGAAACAUAUUCAUCAGCACGACCUUCCUUGUCUAAAUGACAAGGCCAACGUAAGCGACGCAGUUGUGGACACAGGUAAGCCGCCAGUUGCUAAACGAAAAUCCAACGAAUCGCCUACCUCAUUAGACAGUCCCAUUCAAGUGAUGGAAGAAAAGGGGGUUCUGUUUCACAACUGGAGAAUUGACAGCCCUGCAAAACCCGUUAGACCGAAGGACUUGACGUUUCUUCUACGACAAACUACCUCACUGCAAGCAUCACCAGAUACGAAUGCGCGAUCAUCUUUGCGGGGCACUGAAGAAUCAAUCACGAUGUCUAGACCACGGUAUCAAGCUGUCAAAGUUUCUGAAUUGUUAGAAAAUCGUAAUUCACCAACCAACGAUAGACAGCAGCAACAACACACUAGUCUUGAAUCGCGGUAUUCACCGCGGCCAAGUCACCAUCCAUUAUCCACUCUUCCAAUAAGAGCUGGUGUCCGUCCUUCUUCGCUAUCUUAUCGCGUUUGUUCCGGGGACAACUAUCAACAGGAUGACGAAGUUCAACGAGCUCAGUCACCUGCGUUUCAAACAAUUGGUCAGAAUGACAACUCCGGAAAAAGGAGCCAUGAUUCAUAUGCUAUGCACAUGCAUAGCAAAGCCGAGCAACUAAGAAAUCCGCCAGUGAUUCGCUCUCCAACUUCUACCUCUGCGCCGCAGCCACAACAUACGCAAAUUGGACGAUCUGGUUCAGCCUACCGUGUAAACAACAAUCCUUCAGAGUCUGUCCAAUCUGGAACAUUUAGACACUCUCCUACCCAUUUUCCAUCUACUAUACAUCGUUCUAUCACUAUGUCUCCUACAUCACCUACUCUACUAUACACAACAUCAGUGGUUGUCAAACCACCAGCACCAAAUGGAAUUCGAACAGGUCCCUCGUUUGAUCGCGACAAAUACUCCUUGCCUAAUGAUGUCACGGACAUUUCAAGUAACAAAAGUGGGGGUGCAUGUGGAGAGUCGAACGCUGCCAUUAUCCGCAGUGGUUCCUUGGAUCCAAGUGAUUUAUUAGUGCGCCAGGAAGUGAUUGGUGUCAAAAAGGCCACCAGUACCACAUUUACGCCGCCAGUUAAAUUCAGCGGACAGCAGGAAGCUGCUCGAAAACAACACAACACAUCCGAUAAACGUACACAAGGAAACUCUCCAAAUCAGACUGAAGCCUCUACUCGGGGAAUGACGAUCACAGCCUCAGGCACCAGAUUCCAUGGACCUCGCUUCAAUUUGAAUGAUCCAGUGCAUUCUAAGCCCUUUGACAUCAAGUCACGAGUUACCAACUCCUAAAACGGACCAAAAGACACCUGCGGCUCGCCACCCAUCCAGCCAUUUAUAAAUAUUCUGAUUGAGAAAGAAAAACCCUGAGUGACUUUUGCAUAUGUACGCAAAUCAUGAAGACAUUCAGAAAAUGACGAGAAGUUUCUUUUUAGUAUAUUACACUAGCAGUAACAGCGACGUAGCUGAUAAUCAUGUCAUUUCUUACUUUCUAUUCUCAACUAGUAGCUUUGGGUUAGCGAACGUGCAUUUCGCCACAAGAUACACGGGUGCAAACAUUGACUCCUUACUCAUCAGAACAGCUUUCCGUAAUUGAAUACAUAUGUACGUUCAUGAAGGCAUAAAGUGUUAGAUACAGAACAAUUCAUUCGCGAGACAAAUUGUGUUCUCUGGUAUAUUAAUAAAUGAGGCUCUUACAUUUGUU
Messenger RNA from Dicrocoelium dendriticum, 8233 nucleotides. The record is from the annotation of a GenBank genome assembly. NCBI's taxonomy places the organism in Eukaryota, Metazoa, Platyhelminthes, Trematoda, Plagiorchiida, Dicrocoeliidae.